AUGAUAAAUCCUAAGCCUACCAGUCGGCCUACCUCGCCUACAUUACAGCAUCCUGUCCCUCAGCGACCUGCUACUUUGAGAAGACGCAUUUCUUCGGGUUUAGACACUUUCAUGUCAGUCUUGCAAUUGCGGAAGACAACUCCAAAGCAAGAUCCAGCUCCACGACCGAUAACGGCACCUGCACCAAUUCGACCAUUUGUACACCAAGGUAUCAAUAUUGCUCAAGCUACAGAAAAACAAGGCCCGACUCCAGAGCUACACCAGUCUUCCCGGGGUGAAUAUGAGCAGCCAUGUCCGUAUGAUAGGACCAAGUACCACUCUUUCUCAAUCAUUGAGCGUUCUCGGUGUACCUUUUGCGGCAUGCGAUCAUCCAGACCCAAUUCCAGCGAGCCCUGUCAUGACUGUCGGUCCAAGAGCCCCUUUUCGCAUAUCAAAAUGGGUUUCCGACAGAAAUUGACACCUGAAGAUAACAAAAACAUAAGGCAUUCCAAUUCAAAUUUCUCUCUCAGACCUAGCACCUCAUCUGAUGAAGGCCCACGCAUCGUGUCUCCUGAGAUUGCAGCAAAGAGGAUCGGUAACCCACCCAGAAGAGCAGCACUUCCAGUACAGCGCCCGGGAGCUAUAAGCAAUAUCCUCAACCCGCCCUCUGAUCACCCGGCAUUCCGACCACCAGAACACAAUUUAAUCUCCUCUGCCGGAAGCGCUCCCAAGGGCAACGACGUGAGAACCACUAGCCCCAAACUGCAUUAUCUACAUGGCUUACCCGACUCCAAGGCAUACCCGUAUGUUCACAAGAGAGAAGUAAAGGACCACCUUGCCGCUAUAGAUGCUGGAGUAUCAAGUCCUCUGGCAGAGUUUGCAUUCACUGUGAACCGGCAGAAGGAACGAAAUCGGUAUACAGAUUUCUUCGAGACUGUUUUCUACGGAAGCAGUCCCAGUCCGACGCUAGUAAGCGAUGUUCAUAGGCUGUUACCAGAACAGAGUAGGCGUAGCAAUACUAUCGUAGAGCAUACGCUGGUAGUAGGUGGGCAUGUCGUUCCCAAACGGUCGCAAGCGCAGCAGCAAAGAAGUAUUGAUGAGCAGCUGUAUGACAGUGACGUGUAUGCACAAAGAUCUUUAGCACUGCAAGCACCACGAACAGGCACCUCGAGGCCAUGUAGUCGGAAUGAAAUCCACCGCACUAUUCCUACAAGUUCGACUCAUAAAAAUUCUCGCAAGAAUGAACGAUCCAUGCACAAACCCGGUUUUGACGGUGAAAACGUCCCAAGACUUAGAGGCGGCGCUGGAACUCAUCAAGUACGUCUUGGAUACGGCCUGUUAUUCAAACAGCUACUACUCACAUGCCACCGACCCGACUCCGACUCUAGCAGCGACACUGAAGACUCACCAGUUCGAAUCCCAGACCCAACCCACAUAGCCCGAACAAUGCGCAGAGCACAGGGUAUUGCGCGCCUUCCAAAGAACCUUUCUCGCGCACCUACCACAUCCUGUACGACAGGAAGCUCUUCCAGCAACGCCUCUUCUCUGCAACAUGCCCUGUAUUCCUUGCGCCUCCCCCUUCCUUCCCCGACUCAACCUCGCGGUCAGGACUCUCCUAUCAAUUCUCCCUACCCUUCGUCUACACCUCCAGCUAUCGUACCCUGUCUCAGAGGCGGUGGGGGUUCCCCAUCUGCGCUCCGCGACCAAGACAAUCUGCAGCCAACGCUGGUGUGGCUUGCGGGCGGGAAAAGGAAGAUUACGACGGUUGCAAAAUGGAAGAAAAAGAAGCCGAAGGUUAGGAUGGGAGGGAUGCUGGGGUGGGCUAUGUAUGGAUCGAGGGCUGGGGAGGUGCGUGGACAGGGAACGGGGGAGGGGAAGAAUGCAAAGUAUGCAGGUGGUGAUGGUGGCGUGGCAAAGGUGCAAGACAGUACACCAAAAGAGACGCAGAGAGUUGCGGUAGGAGAGAAGAAAGAAGGUGCGCCCCAGGAUCCGGCGCCAGAAGCUGUUGAAGGAGAAGCGGUACCGUCGGUUAAUGAGGUUGGUACUGAGAAAUGA
Bipolaris victoriae FI3 is the source of this 2034-nucleotide messenger RNA. RefSeq lists its product as hypothetical. The transcript is spliced from 2 exons. The record is from RefSeq and is a predicted model, not a curated record. Lineage: Eukaryota; Fungi; Ascomycota; Dothideomycetes; Pleosporales; Pleosporaceae. The coding region runs from base 1 to 2034 and encodes 677 amino acids.